AUGAAGCUGCCCCUCCUGGUGUUCCUUGUGCAUCUGCUGUGGUUGAAUGAUGGCCACUGUGCCCCUACGUGGAAGAGCAAGCCUGCUCCCUGGGGCAACCUGAAGAGUGUAUCUGAAGCUGGGGAGAUAGUUGCAGACGGAGAGGUGAAGAUGGCUUUGAUUGGUAUUAAGCAGAUGAAAAUCAUGAUGGAAAGAAGAGAGGAGGAACAUACAAAGCUCAUGGAAACCCUGAAGAAAUGCAAAGAAGAAAAGCAGGAGGCUUUGAAACUUAUGAAUGAAGUUCAAGAUCAUCUGGAAGAAAAAGAAAGGCUGUGCCAGGCAUCUUCGGCAGAUUCCUGGGGUGAAUGCACGCCCUGCCUGGAAAGUGACUGCAUGAAAUUUUAUACAACCUGCCAACCCAGGUGGUCCUCUGUGAAAAACACGAUUGAACAGUUUUUCAGGAAGAUAUAUCAAUUUCUGUUUCCUUUGCAUGAAGAUAUUGAAAAAGACCCCUCUGCCAGUGAAAAGUACAUUGAGGAAGAUGAGCAGUUGAACCACAUAGAGGACGUGUUCAGCCAGUUGACCAUGGAUGUGAAAUCUCUCUUUAACAGGAGUUUUUCAGUCUUCAAACAGAUGCAGCAAGGAUUUGAUGAGACUUUUCAAUUAUAUUUCAUGUCAGACACAGACUCCAUUGAACCUUAUUUUUUUCCAGCUUUAUCCAAAGAGUCAAACCAAAAAGCAGAUCUUGCGCGCACUUGGGACAUUCCCAAUUUUUUCCGGAUGUUUUUUAAUUUUGGUGUUUCUGUUUAUGAAAGCAUCAGUGAUGCCAUCACCAAGACCCUGAACACGGAAGAGCAUUCACCGAAACAAGACAAAGACGCCGGCCUUGGAAACCUGACUUCGAAGAUACCGUCUGAGCAGGACAGAGGGCUGUGUGGGGAACUGAGCCAGAACUUGUCGGGAUGUUUCAAAUUUCAGGCAAGAUGCCAGAAAUGCCAAGACUACUUAUCUGAGGACUGUCCUGAUGUACCUGAACUACACACAGAGCUGGAAGAGGCCCUCCGGCUGGUCAGUGUGUCCAGGGAGCAGUAUACCCGGAUCCUGCAGAUGACCCAGUACCACAUGCAGGACACCACGUAUCUCAUGCAGAGGAUGAGAGAACAGUUCGGCUGGGUGUCUCAGCUGGCCAACCAGAUGCCGGCAACUGAGAGCACCUUUAAACCAACCGAGGAAGUUCCAAGUGUUCGUGAAAGAAAUUCAGCCAAACAAGAUGAAAUGAAGGUAGACUUAAGCUUUCUGCCUGCCCCAAAUUUCACGCUAAUGAUGCUUCUUGAAGAAAGUUCUGAGAGCUCUAGCUUUGUUGACUACAUGGCAGCGAAACUUCGACAGCAUUUUGAAGAACAUUUUAGAACUUGA
Molecule: messenger RNA, 1395 nt
Organism: Ochotona princeps (American pika)
Lineage: Eukaryota; Metazoa; Chordata; Mammalia; Lagomorpha; Ochotonidae
Gene: CLUL1
Product: clusterin like 1
Exons: 7
Coding region: 1-1395 (464 amino acids)
Source: RefSeq, a predicted model, not a curated record